AUGAAUUCCCAGCAGCGGAAGCAGCCCUGCGCCCCACCCCCUCAGCCUCAGCAGCAGCAGGUGAAACAGCCUUGCCAGCCUCCACCCCAGGAGCCCUGCCACCCCAAGGCGCCUGAGCCCUGCCACCCCAAGAGCCCUGCGCCUGAGCCCUGCCACCCGAAGGUGCCUGAGCCCUGCCACCCCAAGGUUCCUGAGCCCUGCCACCCCAAGGUGCCUGAGCCCUGCCCCCCAACCGUCACUCCAGCACCAGCCCAGCAGAAGACAAAGCAGAAGUGACGUGGUCCACAGCCAUGCCCUUGAGGAGCCGACCACCGGAUGCUGAGCCCCCAUCCCACUCUGCUCACGAGCCCCAUUUGCCUGUUGACGUUGCAAUUAGCAUGCUGUCACCCUGAGUCAUAAU
Propithecus coquereli (Coquerel's sifaka) is the source of this 400-nucleotide messenger RNA. RefSeq names its product cornifin-A. The coding region runs from base 1 to 276 and encodes 91 amino acids. Lineage: Eukaryota; Metazoa; Chordata; Mammalia; Primates; Indriidae. The transcript has 2 exons. The record is from RefSeq and is a predicted model, not a curated record.